UCCCCCCCUCUCUCAUCUAACUUUAUUCAUUCCAUAUAUACUAGAUCUAAACCUAGCUUAGCUUAUAUACACAACACACCUUCUUUAUCCCAAAAGCCCUCUCUUUGAUGAAAAUCACAAGACCCCAUCAACAACAUCCUCCCCCUCUCCCCUAUGUCUCUCCCACCUCAUGCAAAUAAGAAACCAUUCAAUUGAUCCUCCUCCUCCUCCUCCUCCCUGCCUACUAAAACAAACCCCAAAUCCACAUAACCAAAUUUCACAAUCACACAUGAUGUCCCCUGACAAUCAACCAAGCAAAGAAGACAACCAGAGCUCCGGCGGUGCCCGUGAAACGGCUAAUUCAACAACUAGGCCACCAGAUCAACAACAAGCCCUCAAGUGUCCAAGAUGUGAGUCACCCAACACUAAAUUCUGCUACUACAACAAUUACAGUCUCUCACAGCCUAGACACUUCUGCAAGACAUGUAGGAGGUACUGGACUAAAGGAGGAGCCUUGCGGAACGUUCCGAUAGGCGGUGGGUGCAGGAAGAACAAGAAGGUGAAGUCAUCCUCAUCUUCAUCUACCUCAAGGCUUUCAUUAUCAGGUGACUCAUGUGGAUCAUCAGAGAUUAAUAUUGGUGGUGGAUUGAAGUUCUUCCAUGGUCUCUCUCCAGCUAUGGAUUUUCAGCUUGGUGGGUUGUCUUCAUCAUCAUUACUUCUUAACCAGUUUUCUUCAUAUCAUCAUCAUGGAGACUUGACAAUGUCAGGAACUGCUGCUGUCACUGCAGCUCCUCCCAAUUCUUUCACUCCUGUUGAUCCUUCUGGAAGUUCUCUCUUGGGUUCCACUUUCAAUUACCAUCCACUGGAGAUGACAAAUCACAAUGUUCACAACAGUAACAAUAAUAUUGCAUCUUCAAUUGAGUCAUUGAGUUGUAUAAACCAAGAUUUGCACUGGAAAUUGCAACAGCAGAGACUGCAGUCCUUGCUUAGCAGCAGCUCCACCUCAGCUCCUGCAGUGGAGAAUCAGGUGCAGAAGCCACAACCCAUUUUGUUUCAGAAUCUGGAGAUUUCAAAACCAGAUGAUGAUCAUGUUGGUGGGAAUUCAAGGAAAGAUCAUGGAGCAGCUGAUACAACAACAGCAACAACUGAGUGGUUCUUUGGUAAUUCUUAUGCUCCAGUUAAUACUAAUAACACUAGUACUGCUGGUAAUAUUGCCAAUGAUAGCACUACAGGGAGCUGGAAUGGUGUUCAUGGUUGGAGUGACUUGAAUCAAUACACUUCUUUGCCCUAGAAUAUAGAUGAUCAGAAUCAUCUUCUUCAAAAGAGGUAGCUAGCUAGACCCCUUAAAAGGAUAAUUAGGAGAAAAACAAUAGUGUGUUGUAUUAUUAUUAUUCAAAAAACUCAUCUUUAUAUUUAGGCAUUUAUAAAUGUUGCUUCUACUAUGUUUAAUGGUUCAAAAUCAGCAUGUAAAACUUCUUG
Tripterygium wilfordii is the source of this 1458-nucleotide messenger RNA. Its product is annotated as dof zinc finger protein DOF5.7-like. Gene Ontology annotation, molecular function: DNA binding; DNA-binding transcription factor activity. Lineage: Eukaryota; Viridiplantae; Streptophyta; Magnoliopsida; Celastrales; Celastraceae. The transcript has a single exon. Bases 170 to 1270 code for a protein of 366 amino acids. Gene Ontology annotation, biological process: regulation of DNA-templated transcription. The record is from RefSeq and is a predicted model, not a curated record.